Paramisgurnus dabryanus is the source of this 1379-nucleotide messenger RNA. RefSeq names its product adenosine receptor A1-like. Gene Ontology annotation, biological process: G protein-coupled adenosine receptor signaling pathway. Gene Ontology annotation, cellular component: synapse; dendrite; plasma membrane. Lineage: Eukaryota; Metazoa; Chordata; Actinopteri; Cypriniformes; Cobitidae. The record is from RefSeq and is a predicted model, not a curated record. Gene Ontology annotation, molecular function: G protein-coupled adenosine receptor activity.
AUGUCUAGAAGUGAGUUGGUGAUCUAUACGGUCUCUGAGGUUAUAAUCGCUAUAGCAUGUUGUCUUGGAAAUCUGCUGGUGAUUUGGGCCGUCUGGUCAAGCCGGGUUCUUCGUAAGACUACGUUCUGCUUUGUUGUAUCACUGGCUGUGGCUGAUUUUCUGGUGGGGGCUGUGGUCGUUCCUCUGGCUGUGUUAAUUGAUGGACGAAUACAGACGAGAUUUUACUCUUGUCUGUUCUUCAGUUGUGUGGUCAUUGUGUUGACCCAAGCCUCCGUUCAUUCCCUUCUCGCUAUCGCUGUGGAUCGAUUCCUGCGUGUCCAUAAUCCCCUCAGGUACAGAGCAGCGAUCAAAAAACAAAACCUGUGGGCAGCGGUCACCCUCUGUUGGGUUUCUGCUUCUUUUCUGGGUUUCGUUCCCCUGCUUGGAUGGCACAACAAAGACCCCACGACAAACGGCACCUCAACCUUGACGUGCCAUUUUCUUGCAGUCAUUCCCAUGUCGUACAUGGUCAACUUCUUCUUUUUCGUUUGCAUCCUCCCACCCACUGUGGUCAUGUUCGCUCUCUAUUUGUAUAUCUUCUGUACGAUAUCUAAACAACUGAGAAGAGGAAUUGGUCAAGCUGUGGAGUCCAGGUCCUUUCUUCAGAAAGAACGUGAAUUGGCCAACUCGCUGGCUUUGGUGUUGGCUCUGUUUGCUAUUUGCUGGUUCCCAAUUCACAUAAUGAACACAUUGGCCUACAAUAAAAGUCUAAACAUGCCGCCUCUUGUAUUUCACAUAGGUAUUCUACUUUCUCACGGCAACUCCGCAGUUAACCCAAUAGUGUACGCUUUCAAGGUCCCAAAGAUUAAGACUGCAUAUAAAAACAUCUUAAUGAAGCUCAUAUGCUGGAAGCAAAACACUGAUCAAAACAGCCAGAACUUGGAUAAAGUGAAAAAAAAACAAGAUAGUUUUGACCGUUAGUCAAGAUAUUAAGCACAGGACAGUUCUGUAAUCUCUAGUAAUAUGCAUCAUCAAACUUAUAUACUGUAAAUGUAUAUUGAUAUAAAUGAUAUACUGCAUUAUAUUACUGAUACUGAGAUAUUUCAAGCAAUACCGUAGUUUGCUGAGUAUGUCUGCAAAUGGAAGACUGAUAUCAGCUUUAUUGCAAAAACUUUAAAACAUAGCCUGCUAUUAUUUCUGCUGUCUGCAGAUUUGUGUAUUUAACACCGACAACUUGAAAUUCUGAGCAGAUUUUUUAUCACAGCAUCUCGCUACACAUCUAUCAUGCUUAAGUUUUAAAAAACACAUUUAGGAAAUUUCUCGAGAACCACACUGCUGUUUUUUUUGUUAAGCUAGGUCAAUUUUGAUAUACUGCCAGACUAAUGAUUACUAUAUCUACA